Messenger RNA from Ectocarpus sp. CCAP 1310/34, 2510 nucleotides. The record is from the annotation of a GenBank genome assembly. NCBI's taxonomy places the organism in Eukaryota, Phaeophyceae, Ectocarpales, Ectocarpaceae.
CUGUCUGCUGUUACCGAUGCUGGUUACUGGUGUACCCGGAAGAGGUCGAUUUUGUACCCAGAAAUGGUCAUAUAAUCCCGGCGCCGACGACUCUAAAACCCGCAGGAAAAACCGUAUACCGCACAUACCCGCACGACACGCCAUAUACCGCACAUACCCCGCAGCAGCCACACAAAACCACCAACGCUUGUUGACGGCCACAUUGCCCUCAAGGAUACCAAUCUCCGACAGACUCCUCCGCAGAUCGCGGCGAAAAACCAACCGCCGUGCCCGGCCCCCGGAGGCAGUUCCUAGCCACACACAACACACCUCACCCACGCACCACACGACGGUCAUCAUGCUGGGGAAUGGCAAACAUUACAAAGACGCGAAAGCCUUAAGGCUAGAUGUGGCGGCCAUGUUCUCGGCAGCUGGCCGUAGCUUUCAUUCUGGGAAGGGAGGCGGCAGGCAGAAGAAGUACAUCUGCAAUGGCGCCGCAGGAGGAUGCCAGGCGACCGUGCGCGCCUGCAGGCAGAGGUCGGGAGAGUUCAAGGUGACGUUCUUCAUCCCGGAACACAACGACUGCUCGGGCGGCAAGGUCGGAGCGAAAGCGGCUGCGCUCGAGGGCUUCGCCAGUGACGCCAUGGUCAGCAACCCGACCAUGAAAGGCACCGACCUCAAGAGGAGCCUGGAGCAGAGCACAGGACUCCGGGUCAGCUACAGCGCGGCGUCACGCCUGAAGGUCGCGGCCACGAGGGCGUCGAAGGAGCAGCUGGAGCACGGGUACCGCAUCAUGGACUCGUACUGCAAGGAGCUGGUGAAGGACUGUCCGGGAUCGGUUGCGGUGGUGGAGAGGGAGACUACCGGCAGGUUCCGCAGUGUUUUCGUCAUGCUCGGGCGAGCUGCUCACGCCGCGGUGCGAAGCCCGAUCAAGGUCGUGGGGAUGGAUGGGGGACACCUCAAGGGAGAGUGGAACGGGAUGAUGCUGACGCUGACGUGCAAGGACGCUAACAAUGAGAACAUCCACGUCGCGACGGUAAUCGGACCCAAGGAGGACACCUCCCUCUACAAGACGUUGCUACGCAACUGCAAGAAGAACCUGAAGAUGAGGGACCUGCUGGAAGACUCGAAGACAACCUUCUUCACGGACCAGCACAAGGGGGCGACCUGUGCGCUGCGGGGCGAGGCCCCGCUGGCGCAGCACCGGUACUGCUUGAGGCACCUCAUCCUAAACUUGGAGGAGAAGAUCGGCAGCAAUGCCAACUCAUGGGUAUUCUUCGCCGCCAGAGCUCCCACGAAGAAACAAUGCGAGGACAUCCUUAAGCAGCACGUGCUACCGAGCAAGCCUCGCGCCUAUGUCCAGAUCAUUGACGAUUGGAAGAGGCAUGAGUGGGCUCACUCUGGUGGGCCCCCCGACACCGCACUCCAAGACGUUGUCACGAACAACCUUUCGGAGCAAACCAAUUCGGCGGUUGGUGUCGAGCCUAGGAAGCUACCUCCAUUGGAGCUGAUUAGGAGCAUCCUCGCUGAUACCGCCAAGAAGUUCGCCCACCGUUCCACCCUCGACAAUGGCACAUGGACACCCUAUGCUGCCGCGACGUUCGAAGAUCAGAGGAAGAAGUCCGCCGGGUAAGUGACAAGAGUGGAGAAUGAACGGCCGCGUUUGGGUUUUUCUGUGUAUGGGUACGCCCUCGUGUGGUUUCGAAGAGACAACCUUGUCCCUGGAGGACUCUCCAGUACUUGCACGGACGGGUGGUGGGUUGCCGACGGGUGGGUGUUCCAUGAUAUGUUUCUAGGUGCACGCACGCUGCCGAGAUCCACAUCUACUCACAUGCACGCCUUUGCCACGCGACGUUCAUUACUCCAGGCUCGUCGCCUCCCCCACGGGCAACCAGUUCUACACGGUCGAGAACACCAACCUCGCCACCCUCAACACCCGCGGCAACAGGGUCCUGCUGAGGUGGGGCGAGCCGGGGCAGAAGACGGAGUGGUCCUGCACAUGCGGGUUCCCCGCGAGAUUCCAGAUCCCUUGCUGCGAUGUCAUUGCCGUGGCUAGAGGUGAAACGAUACUUCGCGUUCGGUCAGUCCUUCGUCGCGCGUCAGUAUCCCUUUCGGCCGCGGUCGGCAGAAACUAAGCACGCUUUAUCGCUGCUGUCAUUGCCCUCUUCUGUCGCUGUCCAUGUUGCCCCCUCUUUCAAUACACGCAGAGGAGGACAAGAUGAACGCCGUCAUGAACCUGAUGCACCCGGCCUACCGCCUACAAUACCACCGCCAGACCUACGGCGACGACGCGUACCAGGUCAUGCUGCCUGUGCCGUCCACGCUGGAGGAAGAUGACACGCUGCUACCUCCUCUCCCCGUGGAUGGUCAGGCCGGCGCUCCGAAGAAAGUCGGGCCGAAGAGGUUCAAGAGGAUCGCGGGGCGCGGGGACAAGUACGCUUCGUCGUCGUUCAACACGCGAGUUUCUGAACUCGGCCCGGCUGCAUCCGGAACCACGGCGGGUCUCUCUCUGUCGCAGGGGCGUGCCACGG